CUCCGGCAAGGGCGGAUUGGUUAGGGAGCAAGGCAAGAGGCGGGUUCCUGCCGUUUGAUGUCGGGUGGCAGAAAGGAUCAAUGGAGUGUCCGCUCGCAUCACCCUCUCACCGGCUCGCCUUCCAUCGCUACCCCGAACCCGCCCGCGGGGAGAUGCACUGAAGCCCGUGCUCGGGCGCCUGGGAUGGCGAGCGCUUUCGCCGGCGUCAGCCUGGUGAAAUGAGUCCGUGCAGGCAAUGGGCGUUUGGGGGGUUGUGCAGACUUUUCUCUGCCUCUCGAUGUUGCUGCACAGAGCAUUUACGUAACCCGCAGCCUCUCCCCCAACCUCCUCUGUUCCUACUACUGCUGCUGGCAAGCCCGAGCCGGGUGUGUUUUGUGUUACACUAGUGAAGCCGGUGACGAUUUGAAUGCCUGCUUCGCUCAGGGAGAAUCAUGCAUUUGGUGAUUUGGGCAGAAGGGCUCCUGUGUCAACUGCUUAUAUUUCUAACCCCUUCUCGGGAAUUGCGUUUACAUCCGAAACAAGAAAACUUAAUAAAACAGCUAAGAUCUUAUGAAAUAAUUACGCCGACACGGGUGAACGAUUUCGGAGAGGUGUUUCCUCGUGCUCUUCACUUCAGGAGGAGGAAGCGGAGCUCUGGGCUGGAACCGUGGGCUACGAGAGCUCACUAUCAGAUCAGCGCCUUCGGACACCUCUACCAUCUCAAUCUCAGCGCCAACUCUGACUUCAUCGCGCCCUCCUACACAGUCAGUCACCUUGGCAGCCGCUGGCCCGGAGAGCCGCACUCUGACUUGAAGCACUGUUUUUAUGCCGGACAUGUCAAUUCUCAGACAGAGCACACAGCGGUCGUCAGCCUCUGUACCGGGCUUAUGGGUACUUUUAAGACUCGUGAUGGCCAAUAUUUUUUGGAACCUCUGAUGAAACCAGAUGGAGGCCAAUUCAAAGAUGAGCACAAUAAACCCCACCUUAUUUACCAGCAUGAACCACUGAAUACCAACCCUUUGAGGAAGAGGAAUGACCCUUCUCAUCCUUGUGCACCUUUAGAUCAGAAUCAUAAAACAAGGAAAAACCAUCUCAAGAUGCGCAGUACUGGCAGUAUUAAAGAACACUUCACUAACUUGCAAGAUGCAGUUCAACUGAUGCGACUUUCACCCACGGAUCCAGGACUGAGCAAUGAAACACAGCGGCAUACAAGGCAAAAGCGCUUCUUGUCCUAUCCAAGAUUUGUGGAGGUGAUGGUAACAGCUGACAGCAAGAUGGUCUACCAUCAUGGGAGAAACUUGCAGCACUAUAUUUUAACGCUUAUGUCAAUAGUGGCUACAAUCUACCGAGAUUCAAGUGUUGGAAACCUCAUCAACAUUAUUGUGGUGAAGUUAGUUGUGAUUCACAAUGAAUAUGAAGGCCCGUCCAUUAGUUUUAAUGCAGCUACAACUCUUCAUAACUUCUGUGUGUGGCAGCAGACUCAGAACACUGUAGACGAUGCACACCCAUCUCAUCAUGACACCGCCGUCCUAAUCACCAGGGAAGACAUUUGUAGAGCUAGAAACAAGUGUGAUACUUUGGGAUUAGCAGAACUUGGUACAAUGUGUGAUCCAUAUCGCAGCUGCUCCAUCAGUGAGGAGAAUGGACUGAGUGCUGCUUUUACAAUAGCACACGAGCUUGGGCACGUCUUCAACAUGCCUCAUGAUGACAGCUUCAAGUGUAAAGAGGCUGGAGUGAAACCUCAAUAUCACGUUAUGGCUCCAACCUUGAACUACCACACCAACCCAUGGACCUGGUCAAAGUGCAGCCGCAAGUACAUCACCGAAUUUCUCGAGUAUGUUUACUUCAGCACUGGUUAUGGAGAAUGCCUUCUUGAUGAACCUGUGGUGAGGAACUAUGACCUAUCAGCCCAGUUACCUGGUCAAAUCUACAACGCAAACAAGCAAUGUGAACUUAUGUUUGGAUCAGGAUCACAAGUUUGUCCCUACAUGAAACAAUGCAAGCGUCUGUGGUGUACAAGUGCGGAAGGAGUGCACAGGGGCUGUCGUACACAACACAUGCCUCUGGCUGACGGGACUGAAUGUGGCCAUGGGAUGCACUGUCGGCAUGGACUCUGUGUGAACAAGGAGUUGGCAGCGAGGCCUGUCGAUGGAGAAUGGGGACCAUGGGGACCAUAUGGAGAGUGCUCCAGGCCAUGCGGUGGAGGGAUCAGAAGCGCAGCGCGAGACUGUAACAAGCCAGAGCCGAGGAAUGGUGGGAAGUAUUGUGUGGGCCGUAGAAUGAAGUUCCGAUCCUGUAACACCGAGCCCUGUGCAAAGGGAAGAAAGGAUUUCAGGGAAGAACAGUGCUCCGAGUUUGAUGGAAAGCAUUUUAACAUCAAUGGUUUACCGGCAAACGUGCGCUGGCUUCCAAAGUAUAGCGGCAUUCUGAUGAAAGAUCGCUGCAAGCUUUUCUGCCGGGUGUCUGGGACGACAGCGUAUUAUCAGCUCAAGGAUCGUGUCACUGAUGGUACUCCAUGCGGACCUGACACAAAUGAUAUCUGUGUACAAGGCCUGUGCAGACAAGCGGGAUGUGACCAUGUGUUGAACUCCAAAGCUAGGCGGGACAAGUGUGGAGUAUGUGGAGGAGAUAAUUCCUCCUGUCGGACUCUGGCUGGUACAUUUAACAAUGCACAAUAUGGGUAUAAUAUUGUUGUCCGAAUACCCUCAGGAGCAACAAAUAUUGAUGUACGGCAACACAGUUAUUCAGGGAAGCCAGAGGAUGACAAUUAUCUUGCUUUAUCUGACAGUCAAGGUAAUUUCGUCCUGAACGGAAACUUUGUGGUGAGCAUGUUUAAAAGAGAAGUAGGUGUACAGGGAGCCACAAUUGAAUAUAGUGGCUCAGACAGUGAUGUGGAACGUAUUAACUGCACUGGCCGAAUUGAAGAAGAGCUAAUCUUGCAGGUUUUAUCCGUUGGAAAUUUGUACAACCCUGAUGUGCGUUACUCUUUUAACAUACCAAUAGAAGACCAACUGGAAUUGUUUGCUUGGGAUCCAUAUGGUUCAUGGCAAGAGUGCAAUAGACCAUGCCAAGGGGAGCGGAGGAGGAAGGUUGUCUGUGUGCGAAAAGGCGAUCAUUUGGUUGUUUCUGACCAAAGAUGUGAGCAUUUAUCUCGACCAACAGCAGAGAAUGAGCUGUGCAACGUGGACUGUGAAUUAAGGUGGCACACAGAAGGGAAAAGUGAAUGUACUGCACAGUGUGGACCAGGACACAGAACACAGGAUAUUCACUGCAUGAGGUACACGCAUGGGAAAGUACCAAGAGUGCCCAUGGACGACAGAUACUGUGCCAAUCAACCGAAACCUCCCAGUCGGGAGCCAUGCCAUGGUGACUGUCUCAGGUCCAGUUGGCAUUAUACAUCAUGGUCACAGUGCUCAAAGAGCUGUGGGGGUGGAACAAAGGCACGGGAAGCAUAUUGCAUGAACAACCUCGGCAGACGCCUCGUGGACCGGGAGUGCAACGAACAUCAAAACGUUGUAUCACAGGGAUGCAGCGAAUUUCCCUGCCCUGAAUGGACAGCUAGUCAAUGGAGUGAAUGCCUCGUGACAUGUGGGAAGGGUACAAGACAUCGGCAGGUUUCAUGUCUGUUGAAUAAUGAACACCUGAGGGAUGAGUUUUGCGACCCUACUACAAAGCCUGAGCCGAUGGGGACCUGUGAGCUCCAAGAGUGUGCCUCAUGGCAGGUUGGAGCAUGGGGGCAGUGUGCUGUUACUUGCGGCCGUGGAUAUCAGAUGCGAGCAGUGAGGUGUGUGGUCGGUAUGUUCACUGCAGUAAUAGAUGACCGACAGUGCAAUGCUGUAACUCGCCCAAGAGAUAACCAGGAUUGUGAGAUGCCUCCCUGCUUAGAACCUCCCAAGAUGGUCCCAACUCCAAGUCCAGCAACACAGAGAGGGACAUUGACUCAGUGGAGAUUUGGAUCCUGGACUCCCUGCUCGGUCACCUGUGGGGAAGGAACGCAAGCUCGCUACGUCAGCUGCAGGGAUGCUCAGGGUGGUGUGGCCGAUGCACUGUUCUGUGCUCACUUACCCCGACCUCCGGAAACGUCAAUGUGCUAUAGUCCCUGUGGCCAGUGGCAUGCUGGAGAAUGGUCGCCUUGCUCUGUCAGCUGUGGUCCCGGAGUAGCGACCCGCCAAGUGGUCUGCAUCACCUAUCACCACCAGCUCACGGUCGAGAGCAAUUGCGAUGUCACAGAGAGACCACCUGAGGAGCAAGAGUGUCGUGCACCCCCCUGCCCCCCCGACCUGUAUCCCCCAGUUGACUACCCUGCACACGUCCCGCACCAUGACCAUCCACUGCCACAUGCUGACUUUCCCUCCCAAGAUGUGGUCAGCCAGAACAUACAGAGCAAUCCAUCGGGGGCAAGUCAAUGGAGGACAGGACCAUGGGGAGCAUGCUCAAGCAGUUGUACUGGUGGAUUUCAGAGUCGAGUGGUCGUCUGUCAGGAUGUGGAAGGGCGGACAGUCAACUCCUGUGAAGAGCGAAUGAAGCCUAUGGAAACGAAGCACUGUGAUUCCGGUGCAUGCCCACAUUGGAACUAUGGCAACUGGGGCGAGUGUACUCAACCAUGUGAUGGUGGAACUUGGACAAGACUGGUCAUCUGUCAGCUGCCCCAAGGCCAACGCCUGAGUGACCAAAUCUGUGACAUCUUGGAGAAGCCUCCUGACAGAGAACAGUGCAACAUGCAACCUUGCCCUGGCAGUGUCUCAUGGCAUCGAGGACCAUGGAAUUUGUGUUCCGUGUCCUGUGGGAAGGGCACCAAGCAUCGGAGAGUCGACUGUGUUGAUGGAGAGCAGGCUGCUGUGGACCACAAGUACUGUCAGCACUUGAGGAAGCCGCGGCUUUACAAACGGUGCCGAGCGGGCCGUUGCCCCACCUGGAGGAGCACUCCAUGGACACAGUGCUCAGUAACGUGUGGAGACGGACAUCAGCAGAGGGAUAUCUUCUGCAGGCUGAAGGGUGUCGGUCGGGUAAUUGAAGAGACGUGCGAUCCAUUCUCUCGGCCGGCCAGCACUCAGCAAUGCCGGCUGCCUGGCUGUCUACGACAUGAAUGGCUUGCAGAUGAAUGGCAAGACUGCUCCACGUCGUGUGGUAAAGGUGUGAAGAUGCGCAGUGUGUGGUGUGUUAAUCACAUCCAGGAACAGGCAGAAGAUCAUCACUGUAACCCAUUAUCCAAGCCUCCUGCUGUGCACAGCUGUUUCACUGCACCUUGCCAGCACAUUUGGAUUGCAGGGGAAUGGUCACAGUGUUCAGCAAGUUGUGGCCCAGGAUAUCAACAACGGAUAGUAUACUGCAGCGAGGUCCACGUUGGCCAAGACCUUUAUUCAUAUGACCUGCCGUCAUCCACAAAGAACAGCUGUCCACAGCCACCACCAGCCAGCGUUCACUGGUGCAAUGUGCAGAAAUGUCCUCCAUCAGCUAGCUGGAGAAUGGGAGCCUGGAGCAAGUGCUCAGUGACUUGUGGAAGUGGUAUAAUGCAGAGGAAAGUGCAAUGCCUGACUGAUGACAGUCUGCCCAGUCAACUGUGCCAACUCAGCCAGAAGCCACCGCCUCACACUCGUUGCUUCAAUGAUAUUUGUGAUGCUUCAGCAAGUUGCAGUGAAAUUCAGAAGACAAAAGAAGUGCGAAAGGAUGGAGAGUACCUGCUAAAGAUUCAAGGCAAAGUAAUAAAGAUAUAUUGUGCAGGAAUGUAUUCCGAUAAUCCUCGGGAAUAUGUAACCUUAUCCAGUGGAGAGGCAGACAACUACUCUGAAGUCUAUGGAUACAGGUUGCGAAAUCCUUAUGAAUGUCCUUAUAAUGGAAACAGAAGAAAGGACUGUUCCUGUAACAAUGACUACCUGGCAGCAGGGUACACAGUGUUUCACAGAAUACGGGUUAAUAUCAGCUCAUUGCAGAUCAUAAUUACAGACCUGUACUUUGCUCAGACGGUGCGUGGAAGAGCAGUGCCAUUUGCCACAGCCGGAGACUGUUACAGUGCAUCCAGGUGUCCUCAGGGACAAUUUAGUAUUAACUUAAGUGGGACAGGGCUGAAGAUAGCAGAAGCUUCGAAAUGGAUUGCACAGGGAAACUAUGCCACGGUCAAUGUACAAAGGUCACAGGACGGGACGAAGGUCUAUGGAAAGUGUGGAGGUUACUGCGGGAAAUGUGUCCCCCAAAGCAGCACUGGCCUCCUCCUGAAAGUGCAGUAAAAGCCUGGGUGUGGAGUGAAGAUGCAGCUACUGACCGAAUGAAAAGAUCACCCAGCGGAACGCAGACUGAUGGAUGAUGAUGAGAGGACCAACCCAAUUUUCAGCAUUCUCUACCAAUGCCAGGGUGCAAGAGCGUUCUAUUACAAGCUUGGAGAGAAUUUGCUCAUCAGCCUGUAGCUAAAGCAAUCUCCUUUCUUCCGGCCAUCGUGAGCUGUGGGUUGGGACAGGAAGAACAUGAUUGGAUAAUUAGUUGCACCAAAUUUAGCCUAAGCUUGUUCCAAUUCAUGUCACGUUGCCAAUCAUUCCCAUUAAGUUCACUUUGAAACCAUGGCACGAGCAGAAACAAUGGAUCAUUGAACACAUCUGGACUGUUCCUCUGUUAAUCAAGACCCAUACUCAUACACUCAAAUUACUGUCUAUCACACAGGCUGGCUGCACUCCGCACAAGACUCAUCGAACCCCUCGCUCUUCAUCUACCCCCUCAGCAUUAGUUUAUUUAGUUUAGUUUAGCGAUACAGCGCAGAAACGGGCCCCUUGGCGCAUCGAGUCUGCACCGACCAGCGAUCCCCGCACAUUAACACUAUCCUAC
Messenger RNA from Amblyraja radiata (thorny skate), 6792 nucleotides. RefSeq names its product A disintegrin and metalloproteinase with thrombospondin motifs 20. The transcript is spliced from 39 exons. Gene Ontology annotation, biological process: proteolysis; extracellular matrix organization. Gene Ontology annotation, cellular component: extracellular matrix. The record is from RefSeq and is a predicted model, not a curated record. The coding region runs from base 432 to 6203 and encodes 1923 amino acids. Gene Ontology annotation, molecular function: metalloendopeptidase activity; zinc ion binding. NCBI's taxonomy places the organism in Eukaryota, Metazoa, Chordata, Chondrichthyes, Rajiformes, Rajidae.